Messenger RNA from Acanthosepion pharaonis, 1053 nucleotides. NCBI's taxonomy places the organism in Eukaryota, Metazoa, Mollusca, Cephalopoda, Sepiida, Sepiidae. The record is from the annotation of a GenBank genome assembly.
AUGGGUCCCAAAUUGCCCCCCUACCCCGCUGACAUCAUUUGUUCCUUUUGUCAGAUUGUUAUCGCCUUCACUUUCUUUCUUUUCUUGUUUCUUUCAUUUUUUUCUCUCUUUCUUCCUUUUUUCUUUCUUUGUUUUUUUUUCUUUUUUCUUUCUUUGGUUCUUUAUUUUUUCUUUGUUUGUUUCUUUCUUUCGCUCGUCCUUCCUUCCUUCCUUCCUUCGUUUCGUUUGUUCUUUUUUUCGUGCUUUCUUUCUUUUCGUUCUUUUUUUCUUUCUCUCUUUUUCCUUCUUUCCUUCGAUCUUUUUUUUUUCUUUCUUUUGGUUCUUUUUUUUUUUUUUUUUGUUUUUUUUCUUUGUUUGUUUCCUUCGUUUCUUUCUUUUUUUCUCGUCCUUCCUUCCUUCCUUUCGUUUCGUUUGUUCUUUUUUUUUCGUUCUUUUUCUUUUUUUUUUUUUUUUUUUUGUUUUUCUUUCUCUCUUUUUCCUUCUUUCCUUCGAUCUUUCUUUUUUCUUUCUUUGGUUCUUUUUUUUUUUUUUUUUGUUUUUUCUUUGUUUUUUCUUUUUUUUUCUUUCGCUCGUCCUUCCUUCCUUCCUUCCUUCGUUUCGUUUGUUCUUUUUUUCGUGCUUUCUUUCUUUUCGUUCUUUUUUUCUUUCUCUCUUUUUCCUUCUUUCCUUCGAUCUUUCUUUUUUCUUUCUUUGGUUCUUUAUUUUUUCUUUGUUUUUUCUUUGUUUGUUUCUUUCUUUCGCUCGUCCUUCCUUCCUUCCUUCCUUCGUUUCGUUUGUUCUUUUUUUCGUGCUUUCUUUCUUUUCGUUCUUUUUUUCUUUCUCUCUUUUUCCUUCUUUCCUUCGAUCUUUCUUUUUUCUUUUUUGGUUCUUUUUCUUUUUUUCUUUGUUUUUUCUUUGUUUGUUUGUUUCUUUCUUGCGCUCGUCCUUCCUUCCUUCCUUCCUUCCUUCCUUCCUUCCUUCCUUUCGUUUGUUCUUUUUUCUUUCUUUCUUUCUUUCUUUCUUUCUUUCUUUCUUUCGUUCUUUCUUUCUUUUGUUCGUUCUUUCUUUCUCUAA